CUAAUAUCUGCGAACAUCAUGCCGCCGGAAAACCAACAAGGGGCCUCGGCGCUCGAGAUCCUCCAUGAGCCCGAUUGGACGCAGACACACAGCCACCGCGUCGGAACCCGCGGUCGCGAUGCGCGAUUCAUGGGGAUCACGCACGGUGGAGACGAGACAGGGCAAAAGGGUCUUGAGGAAGUCGCAGAGGAGACGCUCAAUGAACUGCGCGAAAAGGUUAAGAAGGGGGAAUUGGUCACUGUGAGGGAUAUUAUGGAGAAGCAGAUUGACUUUCAUCUGCAGAAACCUGGGGUGCAUCCCAAGUUCUGGCGGUAUGUUUUGCAUACGACCGAAGAUUUUAUCAAACAGGGACAGCCAUGGCCCAUCAAUCAGAAGAAAAAGGAGGACGCGGAGAAAAAGAAGAAGGAGGAGGAGGAAGAGGAGAACAAGAUAAAGGAAGAAGAGAUGAAGAGCAAGCAGAAAAAGGGCCGUGGCGGCGACAGCCAAGACAAGCAAGAUGAUCAAAAAAGCCAGGAUAAACAGCAAGACGAAGGGGAGGACCAAGACCAAAAAGAUGAAGGACAGGAGGAGAAUAAGAAACCAAAGCGCUCAACAGAGGAGGAGGCACUGCUGCAGUGUCUCCAACAUGAACAAAAGUACAUGUGCCUGAUGAGGAAGAAUGACGGCAAGGGCAGCUCUCCGCUCGCCGACGAAGAUCUUCCACGACAGAUCGAUGAGGCAGACCAGUUUUCGCCUGACAGCUGGAUUCCCCGCAGCGAUAAAUUAAUUCGGCUUACUGGGAAACAUCCGCUGAAUGCGGAGGUGGAACUAACUACCCUGUUUGACGCCGGACUCAUCACACCAUCAACGAUCCACUAUGUUCGGAAUCACGGUGCUGUUCCGCACCUCCUCUGGGAAAAUCACAAGGUUGAGAUAACCGCUGGUAAAACAAUAGCCUUUGGAAUGGAUGAGUUGAAGGAUACCUUCCCCAGCAUCAACAUUCCAAUCUUUCUCGCCUGCGACGGCAACCGCAGGAAGGAACUGAAUAUGAUUCGCAAGACAAAGGGAUUUAAUUUCACCGCUGCUGCGAGCGGAUGUGCCUACUGGAAGGGAGUCUUACUCCGGGACGUCUUACUCGAAGCAGACGUCCAAAGUCUAAUGGAGAAAGCCUCCCAUAAGCGUUUUUGGGUAAACUACGAAGGUGCGGAUACGCUCAGCGAGGGCAAGUAUGCCACCUGCGUGCCUCUUGAAUAUGUCAUGGACCCGACGAACGACGUGAUGCUUGCCUACGAAAUGAAUGAUCAUCCAAUCCCCCCAGAUCACGGCUAUCCAUUGCGCCUGAUGCUCCCCGGCUGGGUAGGAGCACGGUCCAUCAAGUGGCUAACGAAGGUCUGGGUAACGGACUAUGAGAAUGAAAGUCAUUACCAUAUUUAUGAUAACCGGCAGCUUCCCAGCUUCGUGACAGAUCCCGAUUCGGAGAUUGCGCAGACCAUGUAUCAUCAUCCGAGUACGCUUUGCAACACACAGAUGCUGAACUCGGUCGUCGUGCGCCCGGCACAAGGCGAAAAGAUUAAUCUGGUCGAUGUGAAAAAGGGCAAGGUUUACAGAGUCGAGGGAUUCGCCUACAGCGGCAACGGAAAUGAGGUUUCGCGUGUGGAGAUUAGUCUAAACGGGGGAAAUGAUUGGUUUUACUGUGUGCGGAAGUUCCCCGAGACCCCGAUUCGUCAUGAUCGAAAGUUCUGGACCUGGCUGCACUGGCACAUCGACUUGGACAUCAGCAAGCUCAUUCGUGCAGAAAGCAUCAUUGUCCGUGCCACGGACGAACAUAGAAACACGCAGCCUCCAGAACCCAUCUGGAACAUUGAAGGGCAAGCGACUCCCUUAAUCCACAUUAUUCAAAUGAUGAACAACAGCUGGUACAAAGUCUACCCUGAAGUGUGCGAAAGCCCCGAUGACGAACAAGCCUACCUUUUAUUCCGACACCCCGUCGACGCCGCCAACAGCAUGAAGGGGUGGAUGAAGCAGUCUACCCAAGAAACAAUCGAAGAGGUGAAGCGCAAAGCAUCUGCCCCCGGAAAGCAAUUCACCCGCCAAGAAAUUGAGAAGCAUCAUACAGAAGAUGACUGUUGGAUUGUUGUUGAUGGCAACGUGUACGAUGCGACUAGUGUGCUGAGUUGGCACCCUGGUGGCAAGGGUCCUAUUAUGACGCAUGCGGGCGCGGUGCAUAUGGAUACGACCAAUGAAUUUAUGAGUAUUCAUGAUAAUUAUGCACAGGAGAAGCUGAAGGAAUGCAUCCUCGGUAAGGUAACCGAAAAGGCCGUGAACCACAUGAAACGGGACGCGGAGCAAAAGGAGAAGAAAAACGCACAGGGAGGCGAGAAAAACCCACAAAUAGCUCUGGACAAACACAAGUGGACGCAAGCAAAACUGGUCAAAAAGAAGCGUCUCUCCGACGACACACAACAGUACACUUUCCGUCUCCCACCACCAGCCAAGAAACUCGGGCUGGAAACAGGUCAGCAUGUGCAGGUGGGUUUCCAUUUCGAGGACCGGCUUGUUGUGCGGCCGUACACACCAGUCCGGCCAGUUCUGGAGAAAGAAGAAGACGGUACUUUUGAUUUAGUUGUGAAAACAUAUUUCCCUGAUCAAGACCAACCGGGUGGUACCAUGGGUAACAUCCUUGACUGUCUGCGCGAAGGCGAAGAAAUCGAAGUCAAGGGCCCUUCAGGCGCAAUCCGGUAUCUGGGCCACGGUACGUUUGCGGUCGAUGACAAGGAAUACUCCUUCGAGAACGUGUCCCUGAUCCUCGGCGGAUCCGGCGUGACCCCAGGGUACCAGAUCAUCGCACGGAUCUUGGAAAACAAAGAAGACAAAACAAAAGUCAAGGUUAUUGACGCGAACAAGUCCGAAGGCGACAUCCUGAUGAAGGAUAAAUUCGAAGAGUUCUCGAAGAAAUCGGAGGGGAGGUUUGAAAUCGUGCACGUGCUUUCACAUCCCAGCGAUGACUGGAAGGGUCUCAGUGGCCAUAUCAAUGCGGAUAUCAUCAAAAGCCACGCCUUUGAACCCAGUAAUAAAAAUGUGGUGCUCCUCUGCGGGCCACCUACCAUGAUUCAGAAGGCGGCGCUUCCUGCGCUGAAGGACUGGGGCUACGAUGAGGAUUGCAAUUUGUUUGGUUUUUAA
Molecule: messenger RNA, 3159 nt
Organism: Aspergillus homomorphus CBS 101889
Lineage: Eukaryota; Fungi; Ascomycota; Eurotiomycetes; Eurotiales; Aspergillaceae
Product: putative nitrate reductase
Exons: 6
Coding region: 19-3159 (1046 amino acids)
Molecular function (GO): oxidoreductase activity; molybdenum ion binding
Source: RefSeq, a predicted model, not a curated record